UCCUGCAGUAUCGGUUGGGGUUUCGUUCGGUUCGGUUCGCAGUAGGAAAAGUUGGAAAAGCUAGUUGUUUUCCACUCCUGGGCAAGGAGUAUACAAGUGAACGCGCGGGAAAUUGUUGCUGUUAAGGUGAUACUGAAUAAAUAAGAAUUCCAUUAAUUCGCACGACGAUAGUUGCAGUUUCACGGCGUCUGAUGAGGAUUUGAAUAAUACAAAUUUGGAAUGUGGAUGAUAACAGCAGGAUUAGUGAUAUAAUAAUAGUGUAUGCAGCUUUGUAAUCCAAUUAAGUGAAAUUUUCCGAGGCAAUUGCCGGCAAGAAGCAAAUUAGUGUUGCUAUAAUACAGAAGUGGAGUACGUGCAUCCAUAACAAGGCAAAAAGCCGUUUUUGUGUAACGUGGAAAUAACGCAGCUGGAAAAUAGUGCUUCAAUGAGUAUAAUUCAAUAGUGUUCUUCCCGAGUAAGCAGUGUUACGGUUCGACCUAGAGGAUUAUCCAUGGCCAACUUGAGGAUUACCACGACCCGGAUGCAUUUUGGAUUAAAUUUCAUCAUACUGAUUAUCGUAUCCUCCAUCUACGGAAACCACACGCUGGACAGUGGGAAAGCGAACAAAAGUAGUACCAGCAAUGGCAGUCCUUCGAGUCCUUCGUCCAAUGCUUCGGCGAACCAACCAGUGGCAGCUCUUUCACUCAUCCCAGAUGAGGAGAUAGCGCACUUUGUGAACCAGUCCCGCAUAACGACUUGCAAGUUCUCCCAGCCGGACGUUAGACUUCAGUGGCGCAAUCCGAGGAACACCAUCGUCAGCGACACCAAAGGUCGGGUUCACAUCGAAGAGAUCGGUGGAGCACUGCUGCUGGUGUUCGAGUCCAUCGUCCGGGCCGACCAGGGCAGCUGGACCUGCGAAGCGGACGCCGGUGGAACCGUGCUGAAAAAAUCCUUCAAAAUGAUAGUUAAUGAGCCAAUCUCGUUCCGGGACACCAGCACUGUCCAAACGGCGACCGAAGAUAAGGACGCCACCAUCCGCUGCGAGGUGAGAGGCCAUCCGGAGCCAUCGGUGUCUUGGUACUUCAACGGGCAGCCAUUGUUCCCUCCGAACGCUAAGUACACAGCAUUAGCCGAUGGGUUGCUCGUCAAAAAGGUUACGAAGAACGAUAGUGGCGAAUACACGUGCAAGGCGUUUCAGGUUUCCUCUUCCGGUAGCAGCUUCGAGGAGAAAACGAUCCGACUAAACAUCAAACACAAACCCUACUUCCAGAAACCCCGAGGAGGCUACUCGUGGGGUAACGUCACCUAUGGCUACGUGGGAGGUGCGGUUAAUUUGACCUGUGAUGCCGUGGCCGAACCGCCGGCCACUUUUACCUGGUCGUCCCACAAUAAAAAGUUUUCCCAUAAAAAUCACCUCAUCUUCAGCGGUCCGCACGUUUCCAUGCUGCAGAUAGUGAUUAAAAACAGCACCGCUUUCGGCAAGUACAAGUGUGAAGCCAAAAACGAGCUUGGCACGAUAUCCCGGGAGAUUCAGCUGCGCGAAGGAACAAAGCCAGAUCCGCCCAGCAGGUUCCAACUGCGAGGAGUGAAUUCCGACACACUGGACAUCGAUGUCGGUGCCACAAAGUCGCAUGACGUCGAUCCGGACCAUUCGACCAUCAUUGGCUAUCGUUUCGAGAUGAUUCCGACGGAGGAAUUCGCCAAGCAUCGCAACUGGGAUCGAGCUCAUCGACGUGACUUUGACGUGGAGGACGGAGUCACGUACUUGCUAGUGCACCUCAUUCCGGAUACCCGGUACCUGAUCCGGGUGGCAGCACGAAACGCCGCCGGUCUUAGCGAUUGGACCGAAGUGAAAGAAUUCACCACCCACCCGUUGCAGCCCCAUGGGUUCAAUUCCGGUGCUUCUGGACCGGAUGCCAACGCUUUGCUCUUCCUGCGAUUGCUUACCGCCCUAAGCUCCAGCCUCCUCUCGACCGUGGUGAAAUUAAAAUUUUAACCAUGGACGCUGGCCAGCAGCUAGAACAGCCAAUAAAAAAAGUAGAAUUUCAAUCAAAAGACUUUGAGAAAAUCGCACGGAAGGGCGGAAAUUGACGUCACGUACAUUCACACACAUACACAUACCCACACACAACACACAUUCAAUCGCCCACAGCUAUAGAUACUGACUUACAGUGACGGACGAAACUUUAAGAGUACCUUACUCAAAUUAAUGAUUAUGGCUGGAUUACUAAAUUUCAAGUCAAAUUUCCAGACUUUUACGAGCUAGAAUUUUUCUAAACGAUAAUAGGCCCGUUACUCGGCCAACAAAUUGAACUAUGACACGGUUUGGAUUCCACAUUGGUUACUGUGAACGAUAAAAGAGGAAUGCUGUCCUUCAUUGUUUAACGAUUCAUGCAAAAAAAGUUCAUGGAAGGUGUUAUGCUUUUGGUGCGCAUUUUUAACACUCUUUGUGUUCCUGUUAUUUUUUUUUUUGCUUCUGUUAUAUUCUAAAAAUGUGAAAACUGACUCAUUAAAUGAAUCUUAAAACGCAAAAUCAUAAUAAGAAUGCCAUGAAUUUAAAAAAAAAAUCAAAUUCAUUCAUAUCAGAUAAGUGGUCUUAACAUUCUGUCCGUCACUGUACUACCUACAAAAUACCGAGCAAAGACCGAUUUUCCUCUCGCCACUGCCAGUGACUGACUGCAGCAAUUUGGAAUUUCACUGUUGGUGCAGUGGUGGUCAAAGCAGGCGCCCGCCAUCAUCCCACGUUGGCGGCUGCCAUCAGAUGGCGUCGAGCGAACACAUGGUUAGCAAUCAAACUAGACCGCAAAUUGUGCUUUUUUUUUUUCGCCCCCAUCUCUGUCUCUCUCUAGGUUGUCAAAUUCAGCAUGUUAGCUCGUGAACAAAAAAGAACGAACAUAUACGAAACAAAACCGGAAGAGAACGCUCCUUAGCCCUUAAAGUGCAAUUAGGUAACACGAAUUUUCCAUACAGCAAGAAGAAAAGUAGACGUAGAGGUACAUUGUAGGAUUAGGUAAUAUGGCAUGAAUGAAUGGUUAUUUGAUGAAGGGAAUGGGAGAUUGGGAAAAUUGGCUUAUCAUAAGAAUCGGAAUCGUUUGUGUGAUUGUAGCGCAUUUGUUGGAUGGGAAGUUGCCCUUUCUAUGGUCAAUGUUGUUCUUUGUUCGAUAACUUACGCUUCCAUUCAGUCAUACGAAAAAUGAUUGUUGGCGUAGAUGACAGAAGAAUUGAUUUGUGAUGAUUAUAUUGAUGCAUCUUCUGAAGGGCUGAUUGAGUAUUUUGUUUAGGUGUUCAGUUUGAAAUGAAAUAUAUAUGAUACAGUGGUAAAAUGACUUCAAACAAAAGCAUGUAAGUAAAUAUCAACCAUCUGGGCAACCAUAUAUUGCGUUAUAACAGUUAAGAAACAAGAUGCAAACACCAAGUUGCGUACACAUUUUUGAGUAGUUUUGUGAAAGACCACUUGGAAUUCAAGUAGAAUCCCUUGAUAUGAAAUUCGAGAGAAAGUUGAAGAAGUAUCUUCUUAAAGCAGUUCCCGAAGAUAGAUUUGCAAAUAUUUCUGAAGCGAUUCACAAAAUAUUUGUUGUUUUGAAUGAAUUACUUCAAUUACUUUUUUAAAUGUAAUCAGGAGAACCCAUUAAGGAAUCUAAGAGCGAUCCCUUGUGGAUUUUUUUUUUCAAUUGAUCAAAUUUUUACUUGAAAUUUUGUUGAUAAUUUCUCUGGAUCAUUUUGCAAUUUUCUGUUGAACUUUCAAGAAUUUUUUUUGUAAAAAUCUUAUAAAAUGUUAAAAACACUUGUACGGUGAUUCCUGAGUGAAUUUUUGAAGAUAUCUUCUUCAUGAAAAAUUCAUGAGCAAAUUUUGGAAGAUAUUGUUGCAAAAUAAAUAUCUGUUCAGUAGUUUAUUAACAACGUGGAUCAAAGAGUACGGCAUUUCUCAGCCAAAACCACCGUUGCAAGCAACCUUGUUGUUCUUGAGCAGAAGAGUGGCAUCAUUAUCCUUUCUUGCCGUGGCACU
Aedes aegypti (yellow fever mosquito) is the source of this 3985-nucleotide messenger RNA. RefSeq names its product neural cell adhesion molecule 2-like. The transcript has 7 exons. The record is from RefSeq and is a predicted model, not a curated record. Lineage: Eukaryota; Metazoa; Arthropoda; Insecta; Diptera; Culicidae. Gene Ontology annotation, cellular component: neuron projection. The coding region runs from base 491 to 1975 and encodes 494 amino acids. Gene Ontology annotation, molecular function: protein binding.